CGGAAAGUGGAUACGUUUUUCCCGCUGCUCUACCGAGACCUCACCAUUUCCAAUUAUUUUCAGCCAAGAAAUUCGCUACAGGAAAUCCGUUCCAGAUCUAUCCAGCCUACCAUGUCUGAACCAGGUUCUGGUUGUGGUGUUCCAGCCCAGAGAAGCUCACAGCAGGGUCCAGAGUUGCUGUCAGUGAAGCUGGGGUACUGCAGUCAAACAGUGGAACUCAAUGUGAUUGUCAAGGAGGAGGGCGAGGAGAGAGAAAUCAAUGAGCGGGAGGAGGAAGAGCGAGAGGAGGACAGGGCCUCUUUUGACUCAGGAGAGAUCCCCAACCCAGACUCAGUCAACGAGCCCAGUUCCACAGCUUCAAGUCUGCCUGGUUGUGGGAGUUACCCCUGUCCUCAAUGUGGGAAGUGUUUCAGUCGAGCAGGAGACCUGAAGACUCAUCAGAGAUCCCACAGUGGAGAGAAGCCUACCUGUACUCUCAAUGUGAUUGUCAAAGAGGAGGACGGUGACUGUACUCUCAAUGUGAUUGUCAAAGAGGAGGAGGAUGAGAAGGAAAAGAGAGGAGUUGAGGAAGAGAAGGAAACUAGUGGUAUAGUUGACCCAGAUACAUCAAGACUUCGUGGUCGUUACCCUUGUCCUCAAUGUGGAAAGAGUUUCAGUUCCUCAGGUAAUCUAAAGAAUCAUCAAAGAGUUCACAAUGGAGAGAAACCUUACCACUGCUCUCAAUGUGGAAAGGGUUUCAGUCGAGCAGGAGACCUGAAGACUCAUCAGAAAUCGCACAGUGGAGAGAAGCCUCACCACUGCUCUCUUUGUGGGAAGUGUUUCAGUCGAGCAGGAGACCUGAAGACUCAUCAGAAAUCGCACAGUGGAGAGAAGUCUGCCAGUACUUUCAAUGUGAUUGUCAAAGAGGAGGAGGAUGAAAAGGAAAUCGAUGAGACGGUAAAGAGAGAAGUUAAGGAAGAGCAGGAACCUAGUGGUGUAGUUGACCCAGAUACAUCAAGACUAUCUGGUCGUGGUCGAUUCCCCUGUCAUCAGUGUGGGAAGAGUUUCCGUUCCUCAGGUAAACUAAAGAAUCAUCAAAGAGUACACACUCGAGAGAAACCAUUUCACUGUGCCACAUGUGGGAAGAGUUUCCGUGAAAAAUUCAACCUCACGAGACAUGAGAAGGUACAUAGUGGGGAGAAGCCGUAUCACUGCACCCAGUGUGGGAAAAGCUUCAAUCGUUCUGGAAGUCUUAAGGAACAUCAAAGAGUACAUACAGGGGAGAAGCCUUACCACUGCUCUCUUUGUCAGAAGAGUUUUAGUCAGCCAGGAAACCUUAAGAAACAUCAGAGAAUACAUACAGGGGAGAAGCCUUACCGUUGCUCUCUGUGUGGAAAUAGUUUUUGUUUUGCUGGAAACCUAAAGAAUCAUCAGAGAUCACACUGUGGAGAGAAGCCUUACCGCUGCUCUCAGUGUGGGGAGGGAUUCCCUCAAUUAAAAAGUCUUAAAAGCCAUCAGAAAAUGCAUAUUGGAGAGUCGUCUCCCUCAACUUUCAAUGUGAUUGUCAAAGAGGAGGAUCGUGACUGUACUUUCAAUGUGAUUGUCAAAGAAGAGGAUGAUGGGAAGAAAAUUGAUGAGAAGAAAGUGAGAGAAGCUGAAGAGGACAACAACAACAGUGGUUUAGUUGACCCAGAUGCAUCUAGAUUGCCUGAUCGGGGUCGUUACCCCUGUCCUCAAUGUGGAAAGAUUUUCAGUUCCUCAAGUAAUCUUAAGAAUCAUCAAAGAGUACACACUGGAGAGAAACCUUUCCUCUGCUCCCAAUGUGGGAGGAGUUUCAGUGAGAAAGUAAACCUUAAGAGACACGAAAGAGUGCAUAGUGGAGAGAAGCCUUACCACUGCACCACAUGUGGGAAGAGCUUCAAUCAUUCAGGAAGCCUUAGAGAUCAUCAGAGAAUUCAUACAGGGGAGAAACCUUACCACUGCUCACUUUGCGGAAAUAAUUUCCGUUUUGCUGGAGACCUAAAGAAUCAUCAGAGAUCACACAGUGGUGAGAAGCCUUACCAAUGUUCUCGGUGUGGAGAGGGAUUCAGUCAGCUAAGAAGUCUAAGAAGUCAUGAGAGAAUAUCCAUUGGAGGGAAGCCUGCCUGUGCUUUCAAUGUGAUUGUCCAAGAAGAGAAAGAAGUUGAGGGAGUGGAGAGUGAUGUGAAAUAAACGUGAAGUGAGGAUACAUAAGCUACCUAUAGGUAUUGAUAUUCACACCUAUCCUUGCAAUGGUGUCAUGGACUGCACCA
This is a messenger RNA of Oncorhynchus masou masou (cherry salmon), 2270 nucleotides long. RefSeq names its product zinc finger protein 271-like. Gene Ontology annotation, biological process: regulation of transcription by RNA polymerase II. NCBI's taxonomy places the organism in Eukaryota, Metazoa, Chordata, Actinopteri, Salmoniformes, Salmonidae. Gene Ontology annotation, cellular component: nucleoplasm. The record is from RefSeq and is a predicted model, not a curated record. The coding region runs from base 112 to 2190 and encodes 692 amino acids. The transcript is spliced from 3 exons. Gene Ontology annotation, molecular function: RNA polymerase II cis-regulatory region sequence-specific DNA binding; DNA-binding transcription repressor activity, RNA polymerase II-specific.